Molecule: messenger RNA, 584 nt
Organism: Rhagoletis zephyria (snowberry fruit fly)
Lineage: Eukaryota; Metazoa; Arthropoda; Insecta; Diptera; Tephritidae
Source: RefSeq, a predicted model, not a curated record
AUGAACAGCUUCGAUGACUUUGACAACACCUCGUCCUCGUCGCCUGCAGGGCGGUUUUUUGUGAUGCUGGGAAGGAGAUAUCAAGGCUUCCUCGAUCUGUGGACUCCUCACGUCACGUACCGAUGGGUUGCCACGUCGUUGAUGCUGCUCUUCUUUCUCUUUCGAGUCUUAUACUAUCAGGGAUGGUACAUUGUCGCCUACGCCCUCGGCAUCUACUAUUUAAAUAUGCUCAUUGCCUUUCUCACGCCGAAGAUUGAUCCAGCCAUAUAUGAUUUUGAAGACGAGGACGGCCCCUCUUUACCGACGGCGAAUAACGAGGAAUUUCGUCCCUUCAUUCGCCGCCUGCCGGAGUUUAAAUUCUGGCACUCAUCCACUAAAGCCACCCUGAUCGCAGUGGUGUGCACCUUCUUUGAGUUCUGCAAUAUUCCCGUCUUCUGGCCGAUUCUCCUGCUCUACUUUAUCACCUUGUUUCUCAUCACAAUGAAACGGCAGAUUAGACACAUGAUCAAAUACCGCUACCUGCCAUGGACCCAUGGCAAGACUCGUUACCAAGGCAAAGAAGACAGUGGCAAAGUCUAUACAAA